This is a messenger RNA of Rubroshorea leprosula, 611 nucleotides long. NCBI's taxonomy places the organism in Eukaryota, Viridiplantae, Streptophyta, Magnoliopsida, Malvales, Dipterocarpaceae. The record is from the annotation of a GenBank genome assembly.
GUUCUUCUUCUUCCCGCUGCAUCCCGACAGCCCCCCCAAGCUUGCCGACCUGCAUGCUUGAAAAAUUGGAAGCUUCCGGAUCUGCCUUGCUCUGCUCCUCACCGCCGGCUGCUCCUGCUUUGUGGGGGCGAAUUUCUCUGAUUUUGGACCCGUGAGCUUCCCUGCACUUGCUGCCGACUUCUUCUCCCUGCAGCUCCGGUUCCUUGCUUGCAAAUUCUGGUUUCCGAUCGUUCUAUCAGUUAGCACUGAGAUUGAGUGCUCGGUUUUAUGCGAGUGAGGUAAGUAAAUUUAUGGUAAUGUCCGUACUGUUUUUAAAAGCAUGUUUGAUUUGUUUUUGAAGUGGUGACAGGACUAAACCCGUUUUACACAAGUAUGAUUGAUUUGAAGUGAAGUGUUUUAUGCUUUUCAUUAAAUUGAGCAUGCCUACUUGAAAUUUAAUUGAUUGUCCUGAUGAUUUGAAAGUAAUUGGUGAAUUAUGAUUUCUCUGUUAACUUCAGCCUGUUUUGUCUCUGAUGUGGUCAUGUUAUUAGUGACUCUACUAGUGGGGAUUAUACGCUAGCACAUGUCGGCAUGUUAGUGAUAGAGCCGGUUCGUACACAUGUCGACAUGUU